UACCAAUCAAGUAGACAAUUAACUUAUCACACCAUACAAGUGUCAUCAAAACGGACGUGAGCAUCCCUAUCGGUUGCGUGAUAGAGUAAACAGUGCAAUUGAAUCAUCUAAAACUUAUUAUUACCUGUUUAUAUAAUGUCUUUGCCUGGUUGCAGCGGAAAACCUCGAAGUGAGUCGAGUCCAACAGAGCUUGCACAUGCAGGAGAAAUGUCGUCGUUCCAGAAAAAGAUUGACCAAACGUCAGAUGUUUUAGGAAAACUUGACUUAAAGUCUUCCUAUAAAAAUGGUGAAAUAAAUUCAGACACAAGUAAGUCAGCAGAUGUAAGAACAGACUCCCAACCAACACUUACAAGACGAAGAAAAACAAGAUCUUUAUAUGGUGUGAGUCCAAACUGUAAAUUUGGUCCUAAAGCCUUGUUGGAAGAGGAUGAAUUCUUUCUGAAAAUUCCAGACCCAGGAAGUCAAAAAUUGUCAUGGAGAAAACCACCCUUAACAGUUCUAAUUGUUCGUAAACUUUAUGAUGCAGAAAUAAAUUAUACUUUUAAAGAUAUAGUUACAUGGUUAAUUGAGGAAAAACGAAUGUUAGUUUAUGCUGAUAGUGAAGCCAUUAAUGAUACUUGUAACCAUACUGAUCCAGAAUUCCAGAAAAUAAAAAAUAAUCUUAUUGUAUUCAAUAAACAUGACGAUGAUUUAACAUGUAAAAUAGAUUUGAUUAUAUGUUUAGGUGGUGAUGGUACAUUAAUACAUGCUUCAUCAUUAUUCCAGCAAAGUGUUCCUCCUAUAAUGGCCUUUAAUAUGGGCUCUCUUGGUUUUCUUACACCAUUCCAAUUUAUUGAUUUUAAAGAAGAAAUUGUUAGAGUUUUAUCAGGUGGUGCUUCUCUAUUAUUAAGAUAUAGAUUAAAAUGUGUUAUUUGUAAUCAAAACUCUGAAGUAAACAGAAUACGUCAUGUUAAAAAUAUAGAUAAAGAAAAUGUAACAAAUGAUGAAAAUGGUCAUAAUAAACAUAUACUGGUUUUAAAUGAAAUUGUGAUAGAUAGAGGACCAUCGCCAUAUUUAUGUAAUGUAGAUUUGUAUAUAGAAGGAAGAUUAGUAACCACUGUACAAGGAGAUGGUUUGAUAAUAUCAACACCUACUGGUAGUACAGCGUAUGCUGUAGCUGCUGGUGCUUCCAUGAUACAUCCUAAUGUACCUUGUAUAUUAAUAACACCAAUAUGUCCUCAUUCCUUAUCAUUUCGACCAAUUGUAAUACCUGCUGGUGUAGAAAUCAAGUUAAUGUUAUCACCAGAAGCCAGAAGUACAACAUGGGUAUCAUUUGAUGGUAGAAGUAGACAUGAAAUCAAACAUGGUGAUAGUGUUCGAAUAACAACAGCAACAUACCCUAUACCUUCUAUCUGUGCCAAGGAUCAGAUUAAUGACUGGUUCGAUGGUUUAGCUGAUUGUUUAAAUUGGAAUGUUAGAAAACAACAAAAAAGUCUUUCGUCUCUAUCAACAACUCCUAGUUUAAGUAGUCUGCUAUCCGAAGGCGAUAUAAAUACUUAAUGUUGGGUUAUAGACAUAAUAUUCUGGUGACUACCAUGACCUCAUCUACAUCUUCAGGGACUUUCAUGGUAAAUGCCUUAAUUUUUUUUCGAAAGUUUUAUAAUACCUGUUAUUUUGUAAUAUUAUUGGUGUUUUAUAAUGGCCAUUAUGUCAAAAACCUUUCAAGUAUUGUUGAGAUAGACGUGUAGUAAUUAUAAGAAAUUAUGAAUGGGACCAGUCAUGAAAAUAUGUACUGUUAACAACUAGAUAUUAAAAGGAAAUCUUUUGGGCUGUGUAUCUUCAAAUGUAGUUUAGAUUGUAUAUAGUAUUGAUAUUGAUAAUAUUCCAGUAGUCUUACUGUACUGAUGUCUAUUAUCACUGCUUCAUUUGAUCUCAAAACUUUGUGAAAACAAAGAUUAAUUACCUG
Molecule: messenger RNA, 1945 nt
Organism: Lottia gigantea (owl limpet)
Lineage: Eukaryota; Metazoa; Mollusca; Gastropoda; Lottiidae
Exons: 12
Coding region: 136-1539 (467 amino acids)
Biological process (GO): NADP+ biosynthetic process; NAD+ metabolic process
Molecular function (GO): NAD+ kinase activity
Source: RefSeq, a predicted model, not a curated record